This is a messenger RNA of Funneliformis caledonium, 1038 nucleotides long. NCBI's taxonomy places the organism in Eukaryota, Fungi, Glomeromycota, Glomeromycetes, Glomerales, Glomeraceae. The record is from the annotation of a GenBank genome assembly.
AUGCCAAAGGACCGGACGGAGGAAACAGCGAUAUCUGCAACAACCGAACGGGGAUCCACGAUGGAUAGAAGUGGAAGUAGAUGGUACGAGGAUUCCAGCAAGCACAAUGGUGGAUGGCCUGUGUAUCUUUUACUCGAUAAACAUCCAAGUCCCGAGAAAAUUAAUGACUCUCGAGAAACAAACAAAAUACCUAUUCAAACAUCUAAACCAACUGUCAAGUUGGAUAAUGCUCUUGGAAGGAAAUCCUAUGUAUCGUCCCACAGCGUUAACAAUCUCGUGGAAGUCGGACCGUCAGAAACACUGCCAGAGAGUGAGGAAGACUUCGUUCGGAGCAUCGUUGAUAGGAUCUUCGAAUGUCAAAAAAAUGAUAUUGAAGAUACGACAGGACUUCGACACAAGGAACCUGCAAAUGCUUCCACGGGACAAGAACGGGAAUCUGUUGGUGGCCGUUGGCACCCUGGGAUUACGGCAACUAAACAAUGUCAAUUGUCAGACGAUGAUGCAAUACAAUACGAGGAAGAGAAUUUGCCCAAACUUCUUAAUUUAUUGAAAAAUAACUAUCCAUUUCGUGAAGUGACAAACAAAGAUAAUAUUUUGCGUAAUGAUGAAAUUGAAAGGUUCACAGAACUUUAUAAUAUUACUAAUGUUUACCCAGUGCUCGCAUGUUAUGAUUCGAUUUUCUGGUUAAAAGAUCCUGAUGGCGUUAUCUACCUGUGGUCUCGUACAGAUGAAAUGAUAAUACGUGGAGGAGGUGAUAUGAAAGAGGCUUUAAUUAAUUAUCUCUUUCACCAGGAAAAUCUUUGCUAUAUCAAUGAGUAUACACAUGAAUUGAUACCAAUAAAAGAGGCUGAAGAUAAAGCUAAUAAAUGGUAUGAAGAGGCUAAAAAAACUGCAACUAAAUUUACGGAAUUGGCUAUUUAUCACCGCAGAAAAUCAUCGUCCCUGGGUUGGACGCCCGAUACUAAACUAAAAAAGUGCAACAUGUCGAUCACACCUACUAAAUCUGAUGAAUAUCAUAUGCCUGAUGAGAUUUUUUAA